AUGAUAUUGCAGGAUGAAGGUUGGCCACUUGGGCUUCAACCAUUAAAUGUGAGAAAUCAUGGAUUUAAUGGAUCAAUUUCAUUCAAUACUUUGAUGACUGUUUCUCCCUCUUCUUCCUCUCAUUCUUCUUCUGAUCUUGAUACUGAGUCUACUACUACAACAUUCUUUCAUGACAAAAGCAUAACUUUAGGAAGCCUCAUUGGAAUUACAAGUAUUCUAGAGUUUUCAAGAAGAUCAACAAGAAGAAGAACAAUUGUGGAAACCAAAAUAAGGGACAAGAACAACAAGAAGAAUAUUAAUAUUAAUAUUAAUAUUAACAAAUCAAAAACUUGGUUAUUUUCACUUUGCUCAAAAUUAACUACUGAUGCAGUUAACAUUAACAACAUUAAUCCUUCUCCAUCUUUAGGCCAUUUUCUUGAAGAAGAGAGAAAAGCAGCUGCUAAUAAUAAUAAUAAUUAUGGAGUUGAUGAUUUUAAUCAAUUAUUAGAUCAUGAUCAUUCAAAUGUGAACAAUAAUUCAUUGUUCAUUAGUGGCCAAAUUGCUCCUCCUCAUGAUAAUGAUGAUGAGUCAAAAAAAGGGCUAUUUGAGCAAAAUGAUCAAAAUGGUAAUCAUGGAAGUCCUUUAAUUUUCUCAUGUUUAUGUGGACAUUUAGUUCAUUGAUUGAUUUUUAAUUGUUGUGUAAUUUUAUUAUU
Messenger RNA from Solanum verrucosum, 692 nucleotides. RefSeq lists its product as uncharacterized. The coding region runs from base 1 to 660 and encodes 219 amino acids. The transcript has 2 exons. NCBI's taxonomy places the organism in Eukaryota, Viridiplantae, Streptophyta, Magnoliopsida, Solanales, Solanaceae. The record is from RefSeq and is a predicted model, not a curated record.